AUGGGAGCGAGAUCCGGAAAGGAUCAUUGGGCUUUCGAAACUCACACUGCACACUUCGACGUGCAGAAGGGGUUGCUAACAGACUUGCUCGUGGUGGAAAACGUCCCCGAGUACAAUGUGGAGUGUGUCAGACAGGCCCUUGGCCCAGCCUACAAGGUGCACUCCGUAAAAGUUGACCCCAGAGCAUUUGGCCAACGGGCUGCAAGGGCACGUGUGUACGUAGUGGCAUACCGGCGCAAAGCAUUGAAAUUCAGGGACGGAACUUCCUUGCACGGCAUGCUUUCUUUGCUACGGCAGAAGCCAAUCCUCAGCAUCAGUGACUACUUUUGGAAGAAGCUUCCAACCAUGUUGCUAUCUGCGCCGAAUGCUGCCAACCUGGCGGACUAUGAGAGGCUCUAUCCGAACAAGAUGUACCCCGACUUGCAGCAGAUGGCCUCCAAGAUGCGAGGCGGCAGCGGGACCAAAGUCAAGAUUGAGGCUGGGCCAUGGUCGGGUGAAGUGCUGACAGCUCUUCAGAAAUUCGAUCCAGAACGCGAUGAGCACCCUUGUGAGUACGUGGCCACCAAGCUUGCGACCAUGAACCACGAGGCCUUGCACACAUGGUUGCAGCAAAUGACCGAUGGUGCGGUCAUGCACCCAUCCGGUGUCACAAUGCCUGCGGACAAGACAUCGACGGUGUUCCAAACGCCGAUCUUGUCCUUUGGGUACAAAAAGCCCACUGAUGGGUGGCCGAUCCUCAAGGAUUGGGUAGGCCAUGCAACAUCUAUCUACUCGAAUGGGUAUGAGUCGUGGAGAGAGACGGUCGAGUUGAAGGUUCUGUCAGAUGCGAGCCUUGGUCAGCCUAUGACCUGGGGAUGCGUUCUCCCGGCGAAGGGCUUUGGCAGGAUCAGUGUGCUGAUGUUUGGCAUCAUCUACUCCUAUGCCGAGCUGCAUGGCAAGCCCUGCUGGUCGGAGGAAGUGGAGAAGGAGUUCAAGCAGUGCCCCGUCAAGAAUCUUAAUGCCUACAAUUUGAUUUAA
Molecule: messenger RNA, 1017 nt
Organism: Symbiodinium necroappetens
Lineage: Eukaryota; Dinophyceae; Suessiales; Symbiodiniaceae
Source: the annotation of a GenBank genome assembly